Molecule: messenger RNA, 5485 nt
Organism: Scylla paramamosain (green mud crab)
Lineage: Eukaryota; Metazoa; Arthropoda; Malacostraca; Decapoda; Portunidae
Gene: ATPCL
Product: ATP-citrate synthase-like
Exons: 23
Coding region: 153-3449 (1098 amino acids)
Biological process (GO): citrate metabolic process; fatty acid biosynthetic process; acetyl-CoA biosynthetic process
Cellular component (GO): cytosol
Molecular function (GO): ATP citrate synthase activity
Source: RefSeq, a predicted model, not a curated record
GGAGGAGCAGAGGGAGUAAGACCACGGUGGUGCGAGUUGCUUCACUCCACUCACCGCCCCGCAAUAUAAGAGACAUUCCCGUACUGCCCACCUUCCGACUACCUCACCAUCUUCACCACUGCCUUCCGCUGUGCGUAUAAGAAACCAGCAGCAUGUCAGCGAAGGCGAUCCGCGAGGCCACGGGCAAGACGCUGCUCAACAACCACCUGCCUUCGGGGGCGUCUGCCACCUGCCGCUUCGCCUCAGUCACAGAGGACACCAAAUGGAGCGAUCUCGCCCAGCAGCACCCAUGGCUCAAGACGGAGAAGCUUGUGGUGAAGCCUGACCAGCUGAUCAAGAGGCGCGGGAAGCUUGGUCUCAUCAAGGUGGGCACGGACCUGGCGGGGGUCCAGAGCUGGGUGGACGAACGCAUGAACAAGGAUCAGCAGGUGGGCAAGGCUGUUGGAAAGCUACGUAACUUCAUCAUCGAACCUUUUGUGCCCCACGAUCAAGAUGCUGAAGCCUAUGUAUGCAUCUACUCACACCGCCAUGGGGACACUCUUCUCUUCACACAUGAGGGUGGUGUUGAUAUUGGAGAUGUGGAUGCCAAGGCACUCAAGUUGGAGCUGGGCAUUGAUGAACGCCCCACAGAAGCCCAGAUCGAAGACACCUUGCUGGUUCACCUCAAAGGAUCACGAAAAGAGAAGGCUGCUGUGUUCAUUAUGGCUCUCUAUAACCUGUAUGUUGAUCUGUACUUCACUUACCUUGAGAUAAAUCCUCUGGUGAUCACGGAUGAGGACAUCUACAUCCUGGAUCUGGCAGCGAAGCUAGAUGCCACUGCAGAGUUCCUAUGUAAGGCUAAGUGGGGUGACAUCGACUACCCUCCUCCAUUUGGCCGAGAUGCUCUGCCAGAGGAGGCUUUCAUUGCUGACUUGGACUCAAAGAGUGGAGCGUCACUUAAGUUGACCAUCCUGAAUGAGAAGGGCCGCAUCUGGACCAUGGUUGCUGGUGGUGGUGCAUCGGUAAUCUAUUCAGACACCAUCUGUGAAUUGGGUGGGGCCUCUGAGCUGGCAAACUAUGGAGAGUACUCUGGGGCACCUUCUGAACAGCAGACUUAUGAGUAUGCCAAGACCAUUCUGACUCUCAUGACCAAGGAAAAGCACCCUGAUGGCAAGAUCCUCAUUGUGGGUGGAGGAAUUGCGAACUUCACCAAUGUAGCCGCCACCUUCAAGGGCAUCGUUAGAGCCCUCCAGGAGUACCAGACAAAGCUUAUUGAAGGAAAAAUCAGCAUCUAUGUGCGUCGUGCUGGACCUAACUACCAGGAAGGCUUGAGAGUGAUGAGAGAGGUGGGCAAGACUUUGGGCAUCCCAGUCUAUGUGUUUGGUAAUGAGACUCACAUGACAGCCAUCGUCUCCAUGGCCCUUGGGAAACGACCCAUCCCCAAGGAGCCAACUGCUGAGAGUCACACAGCUAACUUCCUCCUGCCUGGGGGGCAGAACACUGCCGGCCCUCCAGUGGAAAUAUCUUAUCUGAAGGAAAUGUUUUCAUCAAAUCUCAAAGGGCAGUCUCCACGGCCACAGCGGAAAAGUGAGUCCUCAGGUCCAACUGUGACAGUAGCAGCUAAGGACACAAAGCAGCUCUUCCAUAAGAACACCAAGGCCAUCAUCUGGGGCAUGCAGACUCGAGCUGUUCAGGGAAUGCUGGACUUUGACUUUGUGUGUUCCCGUACUGAGCCCUCUGUGGCAGCCAUGGUGUAUCCCUUCACUGGUGACCACAAGCAGAAGUUCUACUGGGGACACAAGGAGAUACUUGUUCCAGUGUACAAGAGUAUGGCUGAUGCAAUGAAGAAACAUCCUGAAACAGAUGUCUUGAUCAAUUUUGCUUCCCUCCGCUCUGCCUAUGACUCCACCAUUGAAACCCUUGGUUUUCCACAGAUCCGCACAAUUGCCAUCAUCGCAGAGGGCAUCCCAGAAAACAUGACUCGAAUCCUCAUCAAGAAAGCAACAGAAUUGGGUGUGUCUAUCAUUGGACCUGCCACUGUGGGAGGAAUCAAGCCUGGCUGUUUCAAGAUUGGUAACACUGGUGGCAUGAUGGACAACAUCCUUCACUCUAAACUGUACCGCCCUGGCAGUGUGGCCUACGUGUCUCGGUCUGGUGGCAUGUCCAAUGAGCUCAACAACCUCAUUUCUCACAACACUGAUGGUGUGUAUGAAGGCGUGGCAAUUGGAGGUGACCGCUACCCAGGGACAACCUUCAUGGACCAUCUCCUUCGCUACCAUGACAACCCUGAGGUGAAAAUGCUGGUUCUGCUUGGAGAAGUGGGAGGUGUUGAGGAAUAUGAGGUGGUGGAGGCUCUCAAGACAAAGAGGAUUGUCAAGCCCAUCGUUGCCUGGUGCAUAGGAACCUGUGCUGGAAUGUUUAGUUCAGAGGUGCAGUUUGGUCAUGCUGGAGCCUGUGCCAAUGCUGAGCGGGAAACGGCUGUGUCUAAGAAUAAAGCACUGUCUCAAGCUGGAGCUCAUGUGCCAUCCAGUUUUGAUGAGCUGGGUGAGGUAGUGAAAAAAGUGUACCAGAAGCUGCUGCAAGAAGGUGUUAUUGUUCCCAAGGAAGAAGUUCCUCCCCCCACAGUGCCUAUGGACUUCAGCUGGGCUAGGGAACUGGGUCUGAUCCGCAAACCUGCUUCCUUCAUGACUUCAAUCAGUGAUGAACGUGGGCAGGAGCUGCUCUAUGCUGGCAUGCCCAUCUCAGCUGUCCUGGAGCAAGGUCUGGGUAUUGGAGGGACAUUGUCACUGCUGUGGUUCCAGCGGCGCUUGCCUCCUUAUGCCACCACCUUCCUGGAGAUGUGUCUGAUGGUGACGGCAGAUCACGGCCCAGCAGUGUCUGGUGCUCAUAACACCAUUGUCUGCACCAGGGCUGGCAAAGACUUGGUGUCUUCUCUUGUGUCUGGACUCCUGACUAUUGGAGACAGGUUUGGAGGUGCCUUGGAUGGUGCAGCUCGGCAGUUCAGUGAAGCUUUCGACAAAGGACUUCUUCCAAUGGAGUUUGUGAAUGACAUGCGCAAAAAAGGCCAGCUGAUCAUGGGUAUUGGCCACAGGGUGAAGUCGCUGAACAAUCCAGAUAAGAGAGUUGAGAUCAUUAAGAACUUUGUGAAGAAGGACUUCCCCACCACACCACUACUUGACUAUGCUCUAGAGGUGGAGAAGAUCACCACCAGCAAAAAGCCUAACCUCAUCCUUAAUGUGGACGGUGUGAUUGGCGUGGCAUUUGUGGACCUGCUGCGUAAUUCUGGCUCCUUCACUCGGGAAGAGGCAGAGGAGUACAUCAAUAUUGGAACAAUCAAUGGACUGUUUGUUCUUGGCCGUUCCAUGGGAUUCAUUGGUCACUACUUGGACCAGAAGCGCCUGAAGCAAGGUCUGUAUCGCCACCCUUGGGACGACAUCUCCUACGUCAUGCCUGAGCACUACUCCUCUUAAGGAACCUGCACUGCUUAAGACCACUAUGGAGGAAAGGUCCUUCAGGGUACAGCACACCACAGGAGGACUUUGUCACAUUCCAGUGGUCAUUGGGAUGCUGCUGAAACAUGUCACUAAGGAUAAGGAGGAUUAUUGGUGCUGAUAUUAAGGUUGGCUGAUGCUUGACUGUUGUCUCAUUGGUUAUGUCUUUGGACAGCUCAGUUGAGGCAUCAAGGGAACCAGGUUUCAGAUUGCACCACCUUAGCCACUAUAUUUUUGAGAUCAACGAUAUAGCUCCUCAGAACGUAUGGCUAUUUUUAAUAUCGUUUUAUUUGAAUAUGACACAUUUCCCAGAUGGUACAGGAUAUUUUUAUACAUGAAUGAAACCUUGGCAGUCUACGGGGAUGUUUUUAUUUCUUGUGCCAACCCACAAUGCAAUUCUAUUCCAUUCAUGAGUUCUUAAUCAAUAAUCUGACAAUAAACUGUAACUUACUGGAGUUAAGUAAUGCACGUGAGUAUUGAGUAGCUAAGCAUAUCAUGAGGGUAGAUGCCAAACAAUCAAUUUUAUUAAAAAUGUGGAAACAGAAUGCACAUAUAGUUGUUUAAUUGUCUCUCUAGUACCAUGAUAUUUCAUGUACCAGAACUGCACAAAUGUAAUUUAGUAAUGUGGAGCACACUUAUUUGUUUUCCUUGACUUCACCUGCCAUAUGAAGUCAAGGUAUUAGAGGAAGCAUAAAUGGUAAUUAUUGUUUCUGAUGCUUCUUUAUGACGGAAGCCGAUUAGUGUAUUGUAUGCUUGUGUAUUGUGAUUGUGAUGUAUGAAAUUGUUCCUAUAACCCAUUAACUUGACUCAAUACACCCAGUUCCACUCAGUAUAUAAAAAUGGUAGAUAUGUACUCUUAAGUGUCAUUGUGCACUUAUAUAGUCUGAAGCUGAGAGAGGUGGUGCACAAAGGAAGUGUUGAUGUCCUACACUCUAGUUAGGAUAUGCACUUUAAUCCCUCCAGUAAGUGCUUUAGCUCAAAUUAUUUUUUGUACACUUAAAAAUCUCCAAAAAAGCCAAGUGUAAGUGGUUGGUAUGUUGGAUAUUCAUAAUACUUCCUCAUACAUAUCCAGUGACUCUUUAUCUCUCUAUUUCUUCACAUAUCAGUGUGUGAGAAUGGUGUACAUCCUGGAAUAUAUCAAAGUUUAAUCGUAUUGUAAGAGUUGUGGCUACUGUCUUGGAUUUUGAUGCUUUACAGUAAUCCUUCCUUAUAAUGGAUUGGUAAUUCCAUGAACUAUUCAUUGUAAGCUCAUAUUUUUAGGUAAACUGGCACUGCAUUGACCUUGCACAGUAUUAGGAACACUUCAGAGUAACAUAUUAGAGAUAGCAAGGAUUGUAGAAAAGUAUAAAGUGUCAACAUCAGGCCGAACAUAAUAAUGCACUUGUACUUCAGUGUUUCUUCACAUGAUCGAAAUUAAAGUAUUUAACAGGAUGAAAUUAGAGAGAGUGAGAGACAAAUGCAUGUCCAAAUUGCUUUAAUCACUUGCUAUUAUUGGAUCUGUGUUAUUUCUUUAUGUACUGAUGUGUUUGGCUUGAGGUGUCCAACAAAUCAUUGCCCAUUAUAACAGGAUUACUGUACUGAAAAGGUAAAAGGUUUGGAGCAUCCCCUUGUCUGAGAACUGUACACCAGCUAAGAUCAUCCCUUCUCUCCCUCAGAUGUUCUUGGGUUAUCUUCAUGAGAAAAAUGAUACAGUAGACGGUUGUUAGUUGACACUGUUACAAGACUUUAAUGUUUAUUGUUGAUCAAAUUGUUUGUCAUAUUCAAGUGAGCAGUUUGAUGAUGUAGAGGCAAAGUUGUUUGAGGUUAAAAUGUUCUCUAUUUGUCAUCUGUGUUGUCUCCCUUGAUCAUCUUUUGCAUUUGCUUCUUUUUUUUUAAGCAAAUGUUUCCUUUAUUGUAGUUUAUUUAAAUUAUGUUCAUUGGAAUUGGUGUUAAGUGAUACAUUCCAUUAUAUUGUGUUGUGGUUGUGUGACUAAGUAAUUUUCUGAGAAUAAAUACUUUUUAGUUUUUUAGGGAAA